AUGAAUUUUAACGUCUGGAACAUCAAGGAGAUGUUCAGCACGCCGACCGCCACGGGGCCCAACAAGUUUUCCGUUCGGGGCAGCGCGCCUAGCGAUUACUCGAGUUUGAGCGAUUCCCAGCUCCUCUUUGGCUCCCAGUUCUGCCCGGAGAACGCGCAGUCGGCAGCGGCGCUGCUGGAGCUGGGCACCCAGGCGGGCCAGCAAAACUCCCAGGACAGCGAGCCCAGUAUUUUUACCAAAUACCAGACAAAACCACAGCUAUUUGAUGAAGAUGCAAAAGAGAAAGGUUUACUUCAUUUUGGCGCAGGAAGAGUGAAGAGUGUCCUGGAAAAUUUUGAAGUGAAUAAGAACAAAAUAAAGGACAAAUACGACCGUGAGGUUUUAAGCACCUUUAUUUCCAGUAUCAAAGACAGGCUUCAAGGGUUGCAAGAGUGCUUGGACAAGUUUGAAGAAACGUUCGAUUCAAGAAACAAAUCCGUUUUGGAUCACCUAGAAACCAUUUCCAAGACAUUGCAAGAUGCGCUUCAAACUCACUGCGGCUCGGUGCUGAAAGCUCUGACAGAUAAAAGCCAAAUGGAGCAGACACUGCUGGAGAUGGAGAGAAGACUCGCAGCUAAAGAUGCGGAGAUCUCGGAGGUGAAAUCCAGCAUCCAGCUGCUGAAGGAGGGUCUGGAGUCGCUGCCAGCUCAGCUGAGCGAUCAGCACCUGAAGCUGUGUGAACAGCUAGGCUUCCUGAAGCUCCCCAGCGCCUUAGCCGAGCUGCAUACAUUCAUUUCCACCGCCAAACUCCCCACGCACAUGACGGAUAGCUCUUCUCAGACCUCCCCUGGCACAGGGCAGGACUGUGCUCUCGAUAAGGAGAACGCGCGCUGGCCGUGCUGCCAAGGCAGGAGGGUUUGCAGCUCCUCGCUUCCGUCUCGGCCCCCCUGCGUGGCAGAGCAGCACGGAGGCUCCCACGCGAGCCGCCAGCUCGUGGGGGACAGCACUUCCAGUGGUGGCUUAAACACAGCUUCAGGAAGGAAAGUCAGCCCCGUCGCUACAGUGGCAAGUGGCAGAGAAAAUACUCCUUUGCAGGAGAUGAAAUCUGCUUUAGAAACACAGAGCUAUGCUAACAGUCCUUGUAUGUGCUGUGCUAGCAAUCACGCUUUCGGAAGCAGCUGGAAGAAACCCUGUCCUGUUCCUCAGGAGGCGUCGCUACCGACGCCGCUGAGGAAGGUGGUCAGGAGAGGCACAAAAGGGUUUAAGCCUGUGACACAGUCGCAACAGAGGCAGCCUCAAGUUUGCCACCUUUCUGUACAAAAUGACAUGUCUGGGCAAAAAGACAAGAACUCAUCCACGGUCUGUGCGAUGGAGAGCACAGCUGUAGGAAACAGCGCAAGACAGAAGUCAGGAAGGAUCCCCCGGAGCAGAGCGGCAGGGCGGAAGAAAACGUACCCCGCUAGGAGAAAAGGAGAGCUUUCGAGAUGCUCUGACAGUGGGCUGAAGCAAAGGAUGGCACACAGGAUUUUGGAGCUGGAAGGCUCCAGAAAUAAUUGCUUUCCCAGAUAUACGGUCACUCUCAAUUCAGGAAGCUCCAACCCAGUUUCUGCAGCUCCCAACCAGCGAGUGCUAAGCAGCGUUCAGCAGCGGCUCACCAAGAAUUGCUUGCAAGGGCCCCGCUCCAGUCAGGACACGCAGCAACUUGUAGACAGAAGAAAGAGAAGUCUGGAAAAUAAAAAAGGAGCAAACGUUUCCCAUAUGAGAAGGAAUCUUUGGGAUUCCUCUCCCCAGGAAAACGUAUUUUCCCUGUGCAGCACAAUAGGUGAAAACCAGAUGAGCUGCUUCAGUGCCCCAAGCUCUGCGAGCUCCAACAAACCGUGUCCUGCCGACACGGUGGCUCAGCAGAAUACAGCAUGUUGCUCUUUAGUUUUUGAUAGCGAUUACUCUGAUUGAAGUUUCUUGUUUAGUUUUCAGGGUUUUCAGUGCAGGCAUGGCCGUUUCAGGCACAGUUUAUUCCUCUAGGUUUAUUAGCUGUUUAGGUUCUUACAUGAUUUGCUCUCACGGGCCUCCCACGUAGCUGAGGGAGCUCCUGGGGGAUCUGGAAAGGAGGAAUGAGUUUCUCCUGUAUACAUUACAGCCACUUGAAAACAGAGAAGGCUUGCGCCCGGCGUGCUUUGAAAUGUUAGUGCCCACUGAUAUGUGGUAAGGGACUGCGGCGAGGCCUGGGGAAAGCUCUCCCCCUGCGUGGGAAGCCCAUGGGGUCUGUGUUUCUCAGCCCCCCACUCUCGGCAGGGAUGCCCUUGGCUCUGGUUGCUGCCGUGUCCGUGCGGCAGAGCAGCUCUGCGGCGUCCACCGAGGCGUUCGCUAGGGAGGACGCGGCUGGCAGGUCACGGGCACGCGGCUGGAUCUCCUGCCGCCAGAUUUAGCACUCGGAUCCACUUGAAGCUUUUUAAUUGGAUAUAUGCAAUAAUAUCUCUGUGGCUGGAGGCUGUAACGCUGUUUUUUCAUUCUUUGUGUCUAUGUUGGUUCAUAUGUCUAAAAAUUUAGCUUUUUAGUGCCCUAGGAAGUAGCGGGUGUUGUUUUGACUGAUUUCAGUAAGGUUAAGAGUUGUCCCAAGAGUCGUGUGUGAACUCUGGACUUGUAAGAAGUUGUAAACUUGAAGAGUUGUAAGUUUAGCUGAGGAAAGGAGAGUCCCAGCAUCUCAGCUACAUUGAUUGUUGCAUUUCUUCUCCUUUUAGGCUGAAAUUUCUUAGUCACUUUAUUUAGUUGCUAUCUAAUUUGGCUUGGGUAUCUCUUAACUAAUCAAGAACUUCUUCGUCAUAUGUAUUUCAAAGAUGGUGGUUCUCAAGCAGAAACCAAAAGAUGCAACACUUACACUCAACAGACAAAGCAACCAUUGGAUAUUUCUCUUCCUUUAGAAAUCUAUAAUUUCCCAAUGAGGAAUGAAUCCAGACAUACAGAUUUUCAAGUCAGGAAGGAUUAUUCUGAUCAUCUAAUCUGACAGAUAUAGCAGCUUGAUAACUUGACACCCCCAACUCCUGCAGAGCAAAUCUUUCCAGGAUAUCCAGCCCUGAUUAUAAGUUUCCACUGCUGCAGGUAUUUUUAUCAUGUUUGGUUUUCCGAUCUGAGACGUUACCGGCAAAGGAAGCAUUUCAAUAUUCACGAAACAGGUCUCUUGUCUUAAAUACAAACAGUCUGAGAUUAUUUUUUCCUGGAUUUAAUAAACCCAUUGUUUCU
Molecule: messenger RNA, 3216 nt
Organism: Dromaius novaehollandiae (emu)
Lineage: Eukaryota; Metazoa; Chordata; Aves; Casuariiformes; Dromaiidae
Gene: IHO1
Product: interactor of HORMAD1 1
Exons: 7
Coding region: 1-1932 (643 amino acids)
Biological process (GO): homologous chromosome pairing at meiosis; meiotic DNA double-strand break formation; DNA recombination
Cellular component (GO): condensed nuclear chromosome
Source: RefSeq, a predicted model, not a curated record